CAAGGGCGGUAGGACAAAAUUUUUCUAAAGGCCUGCCUGGCUAAACUAGGCGACAUGUCGAGUGCUUACCACCCCCCCUCCCCCCGUAUAAUAAUGGACACUCCCAUAUCGUGCGUAUCCAACCAGCUGGUUUCGUGUCAUCGAGCACAACAUUUAUUAAUCUUUUUUCCUCCUCCCUCUCACAUGCCGUGUGACAUUAAAUGCACAUAAAGAACACUUGCGGUGCGGUGGGGUCUCACUAAAGCAUUGACGGUCGCAAAGGGAAUUGAGUAGCGAGCUAAUUGCCAUUCCUCAUUGUUUGAUUUAAAUUUUAUUACUAGAGUCCUUUGAAUCGGCAAUGCUUUCUUGAACCCACUUUUCAUAACCCCCUGUUGUGAUGUAUCAAGGAUUUUGUAUAUUUGCAUUAUACAGUUUCGAGUAAUUUCGAUUUGAAGUUUUUUAAAUAUUGAAAAUUGCUUAUAAUGACAGAGUUGAUCCGAAUGAAACAAGAGAGUGUGAUGAUUAAAAAUCAUCUUGAGUAAAAUAAAAAAGUAAUUCAUUUUAAAUCACUAUUUUGAUGGGAUCCUGACACGAUCAAUGUAAAUAAUUUAUAUGGAAUAACACAAAGUUAUAAAAGUUUCAUGAUCUUUUCUUUAACUUAAUCAAUAUUAAAUCAGAUUAACUCACACACUGAUAACUGGAAGAUAUUCUUCUGUGCUUCGCGUGUCCAAACCUUCUGAAGAUACACCAAUCGAUAAGAGGGAAAAAAAUGCAAUGCACUCUGGGAUUGUUACUUUUCUUUGUCGCCUUCGUUGACCUGGUCAGCGGUAAUAGGCAUUGCCAUGGCUUCAAUGGCAUUCGCAUAGAGGGAUACGCUUUACUGUAUCACGUGAUUCAAAAGGUUCAAGUCCCGAAUGAUUUGGCCUGCAUCACCCGUUGCAAAGCAACAAUAAGUUGCUUUUCGACCAACAUUCAUUUCGGCCCUGGAGGUGUGGUCUCGUGUGAGUUGAACAGAAAGACACGUGAUCUCAAGCCGAGAGAUUUCAAAGAAAGGACUGGGUAUGAAUAUUACGAAAUAACGGAUUCUUCGUGCUGCAGUCCUCCUUGCUUCGAAACAAAAGCUCUUCAAGACGACUGGUAUCGUUUUGGUGAAACCAUGUUCAAAAUUUUCCCGCCAAAAUCUUGGACCAACGCGAAGUCACACUGCAAAUCCCUCGGUGCCGAAUUAGCAACCAUCGCAAGCGAAGAAGAAAACAAGUUUCUCGUUGACACAAUGGUAUUGCCAAGCAGAAAAUCGACUAAGAUGCCCGCCGCUUUAUACAAUCUGGAUGGGUCAGAAACAAGUGUUGUAUUGCACAAUGGAGCCGAGUACCGAGAUAUAAACGGGACAAAAGCUCUUUUUUUCAAUGGGGUAGGAGCCUUCGCCACAGUGCCAGCGGUCGACUUCCGUAGGACAAGCUUCACCAUUUCCAUUUGGAUGAUGCCAUUAACCCCCCCUGAGUCAUUCGCCUGCAUCUUUGCUGAUUGGUCAUGGCCUUGGCAGUUUAUAUCUCGCUAUACAAAAGAUGGAUUCAUUCGGUUUUUAGCACGAAGUAACGUUGAUUUUCUGAGCAAUUCUCUGAGUGUCAAAACGAAAAGUGCUUUUUCUUUUGGUUCUUGGAAUCACAUAUUGUUCUCGUGGAAUCGUCCUCUUAAAACGUUCGAAAUUUUCAUUAACGGGUUGCCUUGUGCCACGCAUGUAUCCCAGCACGCAAAUGUCGACAUGAAAGAAAACGACCACACGGUGUAUGACCUUGGCUUAAAGAGGGACAGCAACAACGAGUUUGUUCACGGAUACAUGAGGAAUCUUACUGUGUAUCGACAUGUUGUGGACACACAAGACAUACACAAUUCAGCUUGGAUUGGAUUGAAUGACCUCACGAACGAAGGAACAGCUGAAUGGGAUAACGGUAAACCGCUGACCUACAGUAGCCUGGAACCGACUGCAAACUCACCGGAGGCUGACUGUGCCUAUAUGACGUCACUUCCGGGAGGAGCCAAGCCUGUUUGGUAUAUGAAACUAUGUGAGGCGGAUAUGCCAUUUAUCUGUCAGAAAAACAAUGUCCCGUAAAUAGGCCAUUCACGCUAUAAGCAUUCGCGCGCACUCACCGUGGAAACCUACCUCAACUACCGUCAUGCAGCACGCGCUUAAAAAAUGCGCUUGCUGCAUUCUGGUAGUUGAGGUAGGUUUCUAUGGUAACGCGCGCGCAAACUUAUAGCUGGAAUGGCCUAUUGAGAUGCACAGUCAAGUUAUACACCUACCGUAAAUGAUAUAAUCAACGCCCACUAUCUAAGAACGCCUCCUAUCUAAUGAACGUCCCCCUCUAAGCCUACAACUUUAUAUUGAAGCCACUCUCUAACAAAGCCCCCCCCCCCUCUCCCUACCCUAUCCCGCUUCCCUUCCUACCAGCUUAAAAACAAACGACAUAGGGAUUUCGGUAAUAUAAAUAUAAUUUAAUUGCCUUCUUGCUUCAAUCAACUCUGGUAAGCGAGUACUAUCGUCUUGCUCAGAGUCACGAAGCGCUUGCUUCGCAGGCAAUUAUUUAACGUGAUCCUCAUUGAAACCCCACUGCAAUUAAAUUUGUUAUAUUUUAAGCCCCUCUUAAAUAAACGCCUCCUUUCUCUUGAAACGCUACCUCUCGGACCGACGCCCCCGGCGUUAUUCGAUCAUUUACGGGAUCUCAAAGAAGUUGCCAGGUGUCAAGACAAAUGUGAAAUGACAGAUCUACGACUGAAAGUUACUUAUGGGUAUUAAAUGUAAUGGAAAAUAAAAUGUCAUUACAGCAAUGACAGAUCAAUACAAUGAUGAUUGUACGCUGGCACAACAGAACGCGGGCUCUUGGAGCGAGAUUGACAUAUUUCUGUGUUUGGUAGAAAUAUGUUUCCCUUGUCGGUCGUAGAACUGCCAUUUGCAAAUCGCCUUUUGCCUUUUGCGCUAAAAAAGCUUUUCAAAACAGAUGCACACAAGAGAGCAUAAGAUAUUUUAUGCUCUCUUUGUACAUACCAUUGUUUUUUGUUAGGAAUAAACCUUUGCCUUUAUAUCAAAUGUCCUAUAUACUCGGGCAUUAUGGGGAUUUAAUUUGGGAUAAUAAGUAAAAACAAUUGACAACAGGCGACUUCUCUUAAUCGCAUGCCUUUUUGAUAGCAAACUCGUGUCACAAAUAACAUACAAAAAACACGCCAGAGAGCGACGAAUAAAUAAUUAAAUAUUUAAAUAAAAACAAGCCCUUUCUGAAUUUGGUAGCGCUGAAAAGGUUUUCUAUAUUGUAUUGUUAAAUUUGUUUGUUUGUUUAUUUAUUUACCAUAAUAAUGAUUGUUGUCAUAUACAUAUAUUCUUAUUACAAUUGGUAGGAGGACUAAACAAACCCUAACAGGCUUUUACAAGUAGUCCACCUUUCUAAAAGGAUCAUAUAUCUUUUCAUUAAAGGUAUCAAAUUAGCUACAUGCACAUGCGUAUAAUUUCAUGACAAAUAAGUUUAUGUUAUCUUGUAUCACAGCUCAUGCCAAUCAAGCAGAAAAGAAAAAAUAUAUAUAAUAUAUUUACAACAGGUUGAUUAUUCGGAGAAAAAUCUAAAAAUUGUUACACUCUAAAAUGUAAUUUUUGCAUUGCUUUUCAAAUAGUUUUGUCUCCAAAAGCCGAAACUCUCGGGAAUUUGCCACUUAAAAGUCAUGUGAUUUGAUAUUCGCCUAUAUUGUCUAACAACGAAUGUCACCUGCCGUUCGCUGUAACAACGUUUAGCUUACGACUGCUUUUAACCAAAAAUUAUGUAUCUAACAAGAUAGAUGAAGCAUGUACACAAAUGUUGCGGUACGAACCUCGUUUAAUGUGUUAGACCUUAGUCAUGUAACGGCGCAAUAAACUUGGUAGACCGUUCCAA
Messenger RNA from Nematostella vectensis (starlet sea anemone), 3896 nucleotides. RefSeq lists its product as uncharacterized. NCBI's taxonomy places the organism in Eukaryota, Metazoa, Cnidaria, Anthozoa, Actiniaria, Edwardsiidae. The record is from RefSeq and is a predicted model, not a curated record. The transcript is spliced from 9 exons. Bases 749 to 2089 code for a protein of 446 amino acids.